Molecule: messenger RNA, 2721 nt
Organism: Lipotes vexillifer (Yangtze River dolphin)
Lineage: Eukaryota; Metazoa; Chordata; Mammalia; Artiodactyla; Lipotidae
Gene: PACS2
Product: phosphofurin acidic cluster sorting protein 2
Exons: 25
Coding region: 1-2721 (906 amino acids)
Biological process (GO): protein localization to plasma membrane
Molecular function (GO): transmembrane transporter binding
Source: RefSeq, a predicted model, not a curated record
AUGGCCGAGCGGGGCCGCCUGGGCCUGGCCGGCGCGCCCGCCGCGCUCAACACGCCGGUGCCCAUGAACCUGUUCGCCACCUGGGAGGUGGACGGCUCCAGCCCCAGCUGCGUGCCCAGGUUGUGCAGCCUGACCUUGAAGAAGCUGGUGGUCUUCAAGGAGCUGGAGAAGGAGCUCAUCUCGGUGGUGAUUGCUGUCAAGAUGCAGGGCUCCAAGCGGAUCCUGCGGUCCCACGAGAUCGUGCUGCCCCCCAGUGGACAAGUGGAAACUGACCUGGCGCUGACGUUCUCCCUGCAGUACCCCCACUUCUUGAAAAGAGAAGGCAACAAGCUUCAGAUCAUGUUGCAGCGAAGAAAGCGGUACAAGAACCGGACGAUCCUGGGCUACAAAACGCUGGCGGCUGGCUCCAUCAACAUGGCCGAGGUGCUGCAGCACCCCUGCGAGGGCGGCCAGGUGCUGAGCCUUUGCAGCAACAUCAAGGAGGCCGCGGUCAAGGUGGCCGAGAUCUGGAUCUUCGCCCUGUCCAGCCAGCCUAUCGACCACGAGGACAGCACCAUGCAGGCCGGCCCCAAGGCCAAGUCCACCGAUAACUACUCCGAGGAGGAGUACGAGAGCUUCUCCUCUGAGCAGGAAGCCAGCGACGACGCCGUGCAGGGGCAGGAUUUGGACGAGGAUGACUUCGACGUGGGGAAGCCCAAGAAGCAACGGCGAUCGAUAGUAAGAACGACGUCCAUGACCAGGCAACAAAACUUCAAGCAGAAGGUCGUGGCCCUGCUGCGGAGAUUUAAAGUUUCCGAUGAGGUCCUGGACUCGGAGCAGGACCCUGCAGAGCAUGUCCCCGAGGUGGAGGAGGACCUGGACCUUCUGUACGACACGCUGGACAUGGAGAACCCCAGUGACAGCGGCCCCGACAUGGAGGACGAUGACAGCGUCCUCAGCACCCCCAAGCCAAAGCUCAGGCCGUACUUCGAAGGCCUGUCCCACUCCAGCUCGCAGACAGAGAUCGGGAGCAUCCACAGUGCCCGGAGCCAGAAGGAGCCUCCGAGUCCGGCCGACGUGCCCGAGAAGAUGCGGGCCCUCGGAGGGAAGCAGCCAAGUGACAGCAUCUCCGAUUCCGUGGCCCACAGCGCACCCGCCCCGGGGGAGCAGCCAGCCCAGCCCGAGGACAGCCCGGAGGUGGAGACCUCUGCCCUGGACCUGUUCACCGAGAAGCUGCCACCCAGCGGGCGGAUCACCAAGACAGAGUCUCUGGUCAUUCCCUCCACCAGGGCCGAGGGGAAGCAGGCCGGCCGCCGGGGCCGGAGCACGUCGCUGAAGGAGCGGCAGCCGGCGCGUCCGCAGAAUGAGCGGGCCAACAGCCUGGACAACGAGCGUUGCCCGGACACUCGGAGCCAGCUGCAGCGGGCACUGUGUCUUCAGAUCCCCAGGAAGACUGUGUAUGACCAGUUAAACCACAUCCUCAUCUCCGAUGACCAGCUCCCCGAAAACAUCAUUCUUGUCAACACCUCGGACUGGCAGGGGCAGUUCCUCUCAGACGUCCUGCAGCGGCACACGCUCCCCGUGGUGUGCACGUGCUCUGCUGCCGACGUCCAGGCGGCCUUCAGCACCAUCGUCUCUCGGAUACAGAGAUACUGCAACUGCAAUUCCCAGCCCCCGACCCCCGUGAAGAUCGCCGUGGCGGGAGCGCAGCAUUACCUCAGCGCCAUUCUGCGGCUCUUCGUGGAGCAGCUGUCUCACAAGACCCCCGACUGGCUGGGCUACAUGCGCUUCCUCGUCAUCCCGCUGGGCUCCCACCCGGUGGCCAGAUACCUGGGCUCCGUGGACUACCGGUACAACAACUUUUUCCAGGAUCUGACCUGGAGAGACCUGUUCAACAAGCUGGAGGCCCAGAGCGCCGUGCAGGACACGCCGGACAUUGUGUCGAGGAUCACGCAGUACAUCUCGGGGGCCAACUGCGCCCACCAGCUGCCCAUCGCAGAGGCCAUGCUGACCUACAAGCAGAAGAGGAGAAAGAACUUUCAUUUUGACUUUACCCUCAGCCCCGACGAAGAGUCCUCUCAGAAGUUCAUUCCCUUCGUAGGGGUGGUGAAGGUUGGAAUAGUGGAGCCGUCUUCGGCCACUUCAGGUGACUCAGAUGACGCGGCCCCCUCGGGCUCCAGCGCACUCUCGUCCACCCCGCCGUCCACAUCUCCCGCGGCCAAGGAGGCCUCACCCACCCCGCCCUCCUCCCCGUCGGUGAGCGGGGGCCUGUCCUCCCCCAGCCAGGGCGUCGGCGCCGAGCUGAUGGGGCUGCAGGUGGAUUACUGGACGGCAGCCCAGGCCGCAGACAGGAAGAGGGACGCGGAGAGGAGGGAGCCGCCCGCCGCCAAGAGCACGCUCAAGUGCGCCUUCCGGUCCCUGCAGGUCAGCAGGCUGCCCGGCCGCGGCGAGGCCGCGGCCCCGCCCACCAUGUCCAUGACCGUGGUCACCAAGGAGAAGAACAAGAAGGUGAUGUUUUUGCCCAAGAAAACCAAGGACAAGGAUGUAGAGUCCAAAAGCCAGUGCAUUGAGGGUAUCAGCCGUCUCAUCUGCACCGCCAAGCACCAGCAGAACAUGCUGCGGGUCCUCAUCGACGGUGUGGAGUGGAACGACGUCAAGUUCUUCCAGCUGGCGGCCCAGUGGUCCUCCCACGUCAAGCACUUCCCCAUCUGCAUCUUCGGACACUCCAAGUCCACCUUUUAG